Messenger RNA from Closterium sp. NIES-67, 2319 nucleotides. The record is from the annotation of a GenBank genome assembly. Lineage: Eukaryota; Viridiplantae; Streptophyta; Zygnematophyceae; Desmidiales; Closteriaceae.
CUUCCCCUUUCUCAGUGCUAGGGUUCAUGAUUCAUGAACUGGAGGCCUGAAACUUACUUUUAUUUCCCCUUCCACUGUCAACAGCUGUUCCAGUACGGUACCUAGGUAUUAGGUAUUGUGUUAGUCUGGUAAUGCCACUGUAUUUAUAGAGCCUCCUAAUCCGACUAUUUAUUUCGCUCUCUAGCUUGGCUGAGGAGUCACCAGGAGCAAGUGCUAAGGACAUCUUCAAGUUUUCUGUAGUUCAGAAACCUCUCAGGAGCUUGGGGUUUUCCAGGUUCGGCGAUGGUCCGCUUCCCAUUUGACCUAGAUCGAGGAUGGGUAUUGCAUCAGCGCACAGGACGGCUGGAGGAUAUUUAUACCUUAGAGGAGGAGCUUGGUCGUGGACAUUUCGGGAUCGUUAAGCUUUGCAGAAAACGUUCCGGAGGCGGACAGUACGCGUGCAAGUCGAUCAACAAGUCGAAACUCUCACACUGGGAGGACAAGGAAGAUGUUCGGCGAGAAAUCGAGAUCAUGCGAAGACUAGCUGGAAACCCUUACACUCUGAACCUGGAGGAUGUCUUCGAGGACGACAAAUGCGUCCAUCUAAUUAUGGAGCUCUGCGAGGGUGGUGAUUUAUUCGACGACAUCAGCAGCCAUGGCUUCAUGACAGAAACACAAGCAGCAGCCGUCUUCGAGGAGAUUGUGCUUGCCGUUAUGCACUGUCACGAGCACGGCGUUCUUCACCGCGAUUUAAAGCCGGAAAAUAUCCUCCUUGUACGAAGAUCAGGGGUCAGAACGCCAGCGGAAGCCGAUGACUGCAAGUCCCCGACAAGAAGCUUUUCGCUGACGCCUAGAGUUAAGCUUACCGAUUUCGGGCUAUCGCUCUUCGUGGACGCGCACAAGCAGGUCUACGGCGUCGCAGGAAGUCCGUUCUACCUCGCUCCAGAAGUCCUCUCAGGAAAUUACGGCCAUCAAGCAGAUAUCUGGUCUCUGGGUGUCAUGCUGUACAUGCUUUUGUCAGGAUCAGCUCCGUUCUUCGGGGAAACGGAGGACGAGGUUCUCGCAGCAGUUAAGCGCGGCAAGUUUUCGUUUUACCGGCCGAUUUGGGGAUCGAUUUCGCCUUUCGCGAAAGACCUUAUUCGUUGCCUACUCCGGCAGGAUCCGGCGAAGAGACCGACCGCUAGCGACAUUCUCCAGCAUCCGUGGUUCACUGAGGUGUUCCGAUCGCAGCAGCAGCAGCAGCAAGAGCAAGAACAGGAGAUGCAGAACGAUGAUUCCAAGCAGGUGGUAGAUAGCCUAGACAGCGGCUUCUCGAUUGACAACUCAAGCCAGUGCAUCUGUACAGGCGCAGUCCGCGGUCCCAGUCCCCUCAUGCACUCGCUCCUUCCCAGCUCGCCGGUUUCUCAUCUCCAGUGCGCGGCCGAAUUCAGCCCCGUUGUUUCCAGGAAAUUACCACAUGUUUCCCCGCAAACCCCACCGAGAUUGGUGCUCGAGACCCCUACCAGCUUGCUGUGUGCGAGCUCGCGGCUAUGCCUCUCUUCUUCUCUUGGCUCCGCGUUAGAUGAAGCGUCGGUUGCAGCAGACGGAGCUAGAUCGGAGCGGAUUGGAGGGUCGGAAUCGGCUGCAGGGGGAGCAGCAGCGGACGUUCAGGAAGAGACGUUGGAUGUGGCUCCUUCCUUGUGGGGUCUGUUUGGAGGCUACAGACCUAUGGUAAAACCGGAAGAGGCAUCAGAUUUUGCCGCCGCUGCAGUGCAAACCCCGCAGUCGCUUUCCUGCAGCACGUGGGGUCGGAGUCAGGCUACAGACGCUGUGGAAAUCGACUGGGUGUUUGGAUUCUGAACCCCUUAAAGCCAGCGGCCUGUUACUCUAAGGACAAAUUUACGGAAACCCCGUUCGCCACUUGGACAACUAAUCUCCCAUACGCAGCUGCAGCCAAUCAAACCGCAGCAUGCAGCACAGCAAAUGGUCGCUGGACAGGACAUGGGCGGACAGGCACGGAUCCUGGCCCGCUGGAAGCAAACAGGCGUUUAACUUAUAUGUCACGACAACUCGCGUGUACUCUAUGAGGAUGGCUGGGGAGCUUUACUGGCAUGAUACACGUUGCCAUGUUUGGUAGAUCAAGUGCUAACAGCAGGAGCUUACCCAUCAAGAGGGAUAGCCCUGAAGUAUUAAUGAUGCUGCUUUACGUCUCUAAACCGGUAUUGGUUUAUGUCAUCGAGCAAUGUAUGACUAACUUGUGUAGUACUAAAUUAUUAUGGUCUCGUUUGCAUACUGCAAGACUAUACUGGAUUGUGCCUUAGAGGGUACAACCCCUAGUCUAUAUACCCCUGUAUCCUUCUA